Oncorhynchus nerka (sockeye salmon) is the source of this 2292-nucleotide messenger RNA. RefSeq names its product serine/threonine-protein kinase fused-like. Gene Ontology annotation, molecular function: protein kinase activity; ATP binding. The record is from RefSeq and is a predicted model, not a curated record. Gene Ontology annotation, biological process: protein phosphorylation. Lineage: Eukaryota; Metazoa; Chordata; Actinopteri; Salmoniformes; Salmonidae.
UCCGACAUUUUCUCUUACGGCGUAGGUAUGCGAGUAGGAGGCGGACCAGACAGAUGGAGUACUCCACCAAAACUCUUGCUGCUGGCUGCUUUGGGAAGAUCUACAGGGAGAAGUACAAUGACACCUGGGCUGCAAUUAAGAAGGUGCCACAACACUUAAUCAAUAGGAGAGACCUGGAGAGAGAGUGUCAAGUAUACAAUAAGGCAAUUCAUCCUAACAUAGUGAAGCUUCUGGGUAAUCCAACACUCAAGGACUCUAAGUGGAUCAUCCCCAUGGAGUUCAUCUUUGGAGAAGAACUGGAGACAACCAUCUUCAAAUCACAACAAUCUCAAAUACAGUUAACUCCAUCUGUAAAGGCCACCAUCAUCACAGGCAUGUGUGAAGGACUACUUCACCUACACAGCAAAGAUAUCGUCCAUCAGGACCUCAAGCCUGAGAACAUCAUGGUAGAGCAUGACACUCACCGAGCUGUGAUCAUUGAUAUGGGACUGGCCAAAUUCUUCCGCAAUGGCCUAAAUUCUGCUGUGGAUAUGGGCAACGAGGCCUACUCUUCCCCUGAGGUCCUGCAGAGGCGGGGCCAACGAGACCAGCGUUCAGACAUGUGGGCUAUGGGUAAAAUCAUUGCUGAACUCUGUGCCAGAGUCAGGCUGCACACCCCUAGUGUCUGUCCGGCUAUGAUCUAUGAGAUCCUCAGUCUCCAAGGACAGCAGUACUGUAAUGCUGUCUGUAGGAUGGUGCAGAGCGACCCCACAGUGCGAGCCACCAUGGCCGGGAUCAUGCCAGAGAUGCGAAGGGCAGGGGGAGGUGGCAACACCGGGGAGCAACAAAGAGGACAUCUUCCGACACCCUUUCCUCACACUGAGGUAAAAGACCCAUCGCCACGUCCUCAUGCUCCCCGCUAUCAAGAGCUGAGUGCACAGCCUUGCCAAAGAUUGAGGUCAAGACGACACUGCAACCACAACCCAUACAGCUCACCUUCCCCGGCAAGAUGGGAGCAUGCAGCCUUGCCAAUGACUGAGGUCAAGAUGACACUGCAACCACAACCCGUACAGCGGUCACCUUCCCCGGCAAGAUGGGAGCAUGCAGCCUUGCCAAUGACUGAGGUCAAGACGACACUGCAACCACAACCUGUACAGCGGUCACCUUCCCCGGCAAGAUGGGAGCAUGCAGCCUUGCCAAUGACUGAGGUCAAGACGACACUGCAACCACAACCUGUACAGCGGUCACCUUCCCCGGCAAGAUGGGAGCAUGCAGCCUCUCCAAAGCCUGAAGUCAAGAACUCACCAUCUCCCCUUCCAAAGGUAGACCAGGGUAAUGCACUGGUGGUUCCAUCAGGCAUGGUUCAACCCAGUCAAGAUGUCAUGAAACAACUUCUCUUCAAAGAGGCCCCAAAGGGUCUCCCAUGCCCACUCCCCACAACGGGAAAGGUGCGAAUCCGCCGCUAUGAGCAAAGGAAUGGGGAAGUGGAGACUUGGGAGCAAAAUGAGGUAGAGACUGAAGGAGGGAGGAUAGUCAAGUUUGAGAAUGUGAUGUUUAACAACAAGUCAUAAGUAGGUUAUUGAGAGGUUGUGAAAUAGUUGGGAAUUGAUUUGACUCUGCUUCUGAAAUAGUUGGGAGUUGAUUUGACUCUGGUCACUCUCCUUCCAUCCUUCAUUGUAAAAUUCUGACAUGUUUAUGGAGAGGGGGAGAGUAUAUUUGGGAGGUGGGAUAAACUAAUGGAAGAAUUCUAAUGUCCAGUGAAACUAUACCGGACGUACUGUGCCUAAAAACAAAGCGACACAAUAUCCCACUACGUGAGACCAAAAUAUAUAUAUAUAUUAACAACAAAAGUUGUCUUGCACUGGUAAGUAGGAAACCUUGGAGUGUGUUAAGGUUGAGUAAGGAUUUAGGGAUGAUCUUGAAAGUACUAUCACUUCUUCUAAUGCUACAUCAUGUUACAAUGUUGCUCAUCUGUUUAAGUGACAGUGUACAGAGGCACCUGGAAUCAAGUAACUAUCUUUGAAUGGUUUUGAAACCUUUUUGUUUUGGGAAACUUAUCCCUGUUUGCUAAUCAGUUGUCUCUUUAGCUCUAUAUCAUACAUUUGACUGUGUACAUACAGUACCAGUCAAAAGUUUUGGGCACACCUACUCAUUCCAGGGUUUUCCUUCAUUUGUACUAUUUUCGACAUCGUAGAAUAAUAGUGAAGACAUCAACACUACGAAAUAACACAUGGAAUUAUGUAGUAACCAAAAAAGUGUUCGACAAAUCAAAAUAUAUUUUACCUUUAAGAUUCUUCAAAGUAGCAAAGCGCA